AGUGUGUGUGUGAGCGCGCGCGCGUGUGUGCGCGCGUGUGAGUGUGCGAGUGUGUGUGUGCGCGUGUGUCUGUGUGUACACGCAGGGAAAAGCUAAUGGAUGUAGUGAAGCUGGCGCUGGAGAAGGGGAGCGGACAGCAGGCUCGGGUCGCCGUUGCAGCUGUUGCUCAGGCUCCAGCCCUGGCUCCGGCUCUGGCUCUGGCUCCGGAUCCAGCUCCAGCUCGGGCUCAGGCUCAGGCUCCAGCGCCGGCUCGCCGCCGCCUACUCCUCCUGCCCCGGCCACCACCACCGCUGCUGCUGCCCCUCCGGCAGUCGGAGAUGCUGCCGCUCCUGCCCAGCACCCAGCACCGGCUCCGGGCUCGCAGGAAAAGAAAGGAGCUGCUGCUGGGCCAGGUCUGCUUCCUGGGCUCCCUCUUGCUGCUCCUGUCGUCCCUGGGUAACUGGGCUGAUAAAGCCGGUUAUUAUAUCUUUGACUAUAUGGAAACAAGUGACAAAUGGAGUGGGAGGAGAUUACUGCAGGAGAAUGCUACCUUGAUUCCAGAGAAUACAGAACCCUGGCCUGGUAAAAACUGCACUGACCCUGCUCUCCAUGAAUUCCCUAGUGACAUCUUCACAAAUGAGGAACGGCGACAAGGAGCUGUGAUCUUACAUGUCCUUUGUGCCAUGUACAUGUUCUAUGCUUUGGCCAUUGUGUGUGAUGACUUCUUUGUCCCUUCCUUGGAAAAGAUUUGUGAACGCCUCCAUCUCAGUGAAGAUGUGGCUGGAGCUACUUUCAUGGCAGCUGGAAGCUCUGCUCCUGAGUUAUUUACUUCUGUUAUAGGUGUUUUCAUCACUAAAGGGGAUGUGGGUGUUGGAACCAUCGUUGGCUCAGCUGUCUUCAAUAUUCUCUGCAUCAUUGGUGUCUGUGGGCUUUUUGCUGGGCAGGUUGUGUCUCUAUCUUCUUGGUGUCUCCUGAGAGAUUCAACUUACUAUACAUUGUCUGUUGUUGCCCUCAUUGUGUUUAUAUAUGAUGAAAAAGUUUCUUGGUGGGAGUCCUUAGUGCUAGUGCUAAUGUACAUUAUCUACAUCAUUAUUAUGAAAUACAAUGCUUGCAUACAUCAGUGCUUUGAAAGGAGGACAAAGAGUGCUGGGAACAUGGUCAAUGGCUUGGCCAACAACGCGGAAAUUGAUGACAACAGCAAUUGUGAUGCCACGGUAGUGCUCCUUAAGAAAGGUAACCGCGAAGCAAAUUUCCACCGCAAAGCUUCAGUGAUCAUGGUGGACGAGCUACUAUCAGCAUAUCCACAUCAGCUCUCUUUUUCUGAGGCCGGGCUCCGGAUCAUGAUUACCAGCCAUUUUCCCCCCAAAACUCGGCUCUCCAUGGCCAGCCGCAUGUUGAUUAAUGAGAGGCAAAGAUUAAUAAACAGCAGAGCAUAUGCAAAUGGAGAGUCAGAGGUGGCCAUAAAAAUUCCCAUCAAGCAUGCUGUUGAGAAUGGAACAGGACCCAGCAAUGCCCCAGAGAGGGGUGCGAAUGGGACCCGAAGGGAUGAUGAUGUCACUGAGGCUGGCAAUGAAACUGAGAAUGAGAACGAGGACAAUGAGAACAAUGAGAAUGAUGAAGAAGAAGAAGAGGAUGAUGAUGAUGAUGAUGAUGAUGAUGAGGGACCUUACACUCCAUUCGACCCACCCUCUGGCAAAUCGGAAAUAGUGAAGUGGUUGUUCACCUGGCCACUGAGUUUGGUCUUAUACUUCACUGUCCCCAACUGCAACAAACCCCGAUGGGAGAAGUGGUUUAUGGUGACAUUCGCCUCUUCCACCCUGUGGAUUGCAGCCUUCUCCUAUAUGAUGGUUUGGAUGGUUACAAUUAUUGGCUACACUUUAGGUAUUCCUGAUGUGAUCAUGGGGAUCACAUUUCUGGCAGCUGGGACAAGUGUGCCUGAUUGCAUGGCCAGCCUCAUUGUGGCAAGACAAGGGAUGGGUGACAUGGCUGUAUCCAACUCCAUCGGAAGCAAUGUGUUUGACAUUCUGAUUGGCCUGGGACUCCCGUGGGCUCUACAGACCCUGGCAGUGGAUUAUGGCUCCUAUAUUCGACUGAAUAGCAGGGGACUGAUCUACUCUGUUGGCUUGCUCUUGGCCUCGGUUUUUGUCACGGUAUUUGGUGUCCACAUGAACAAGUGGAAGCUGGACAAGAAGCUGGGGUUCGUGUGCCUUUUCCUGUAUGGCAUCUUCUUGUGUUUCUCCAUCAUGACCGAAUUCAACGUUUUCACCUUUGUGAACUUGCCCAUGUGCAGGGAGCACUGAUCCACCUGGCAAGGCUGAGGUGCCAUUUCCUUCUUUUUCCUGUGCAAUACUCAACAUGGCCGGCACCUCCACAAGAGCAUAGGGUGCUUCCGAAGGGCCGUGAAGUACAGUCUAUCCUGCUCGCUGUUCUCCUCUCUGGCUAGCCCUCCAUUUUUCCUCUUUCUCACCCCCAACCUCCACCCUGUUCACCCCCAUCGGGAAAACCCGAUGUGUGUCGAUGUGAAGACUUUCCACAUUCAUAUGACUUUUCAAUCUCUAUCUCUCCGAACAGUGACUGGGAUCCUAGAAGCACUGGCUGCUACCUGGCUCUGAGCCAGACAGACUUGCUCCAAUUCCUCCUCUUUUUUUAAGUUAUUUGAUGGAAGACUAAUCUAAUUUAUGACUUGAGAUUGUGGGUAAAAUAGAGAAGAAGAGGCUACACUGAUUGUAUGGGGUGUUUUUCUGAGGAUAAUUGUGGGAUUCUGGGUUUGGGGUUGUUUUGUUCUUUUUUUUUUCCUUUUUCCAGAGAGCCUCUCUUACGUUUUUUCCUCCUGCAUUUUGGAUUUCAAUCAAUGAUCCAAAGAUCAUAAGUGCAGUGUUUUAUGGGAACUGAACCUCAAGGUACUUUGGAGUAUGAGUGGCUUUACUGUUUAUUAAAAGGAAUUGAUGAGGCAACAGAGAAUGACUUUUUACUCGGAAUUAGACAUCUCUUUAAAGUCUUAUAGGAAACACAAAAGGGAAAGCACAUUGGAGGGAGGAAAACACUUUUCUGGUGUCCAUUAUGGUCAUCAAUUUAUUGUUAGGAUAUUUCUAGUUUUCCAAGCAAUAGUUCCAGCCUGCCUGAGCCUUUGAUGAGGGGAGCCCUGGCUCAUACCAUCCACAAGGUACCAGGUACAGUCUGUGUCAUAAGCUCCCCUACCUAACUUGUGAUUUCCUCUGGUUAGAAUCGUAUUCAGGGCGACCCGGAUAGAAACAAAAGGCUUCAGCCUUUUGUAAAUGAAUUAGAGACACUGGUUUCUUUGAAAAGAAAGAAGCAUACUUUGCACAGACGUUGUCGAUGAAGUCGCAAUUUGCCACUCAGUAAUUAGUACACUGGACCCAGCCAGAUUACUAAUGGGGGAACUUUCCUAACAGAACACUGCCAAGCUGACUCACCUCUCCCUGAGGGUCAGAGGGAGGACGAGAGGAACAGAGAGAUGGCACUUCUUAAAAUGCAGAAUGUGUUCAAUGAAGACUCGCUCAUGAGCAUAAGUUAUUGUGAAAGUUUUUGCCAAUCACUGCUCUUAAUAGCCCUGCUAUUUUGUAUGAUACUGUAUUAAUAUGCAGAAAAAUUCCACCAAGUUGAGAAACACCUAUGCUUGUUACACUUGUAUUUAUUGAAACUGUGGACCUUCCCCAUGCUGAUUCUUGUAUUUACUUUAAGCACUGAUCACUUCUAAUUCUUUCAGGACGUUCCCUCUCUCUGCCCCCUCCCUCUUUCCACACCACCCCCACACUCCGUACACAUUCUGGUAUGAAAUGUAAUGGCAUAUUACAAACUGAUCGAAUGUCUUUGUCUAUGGUACAAACAGUGGCCAAUACUAGUAAAUGAGAGUAUGAGGCCUAUUUUUUAAAACAUAACACACAAAAAAAGAAACCACUUAUUUUUAAUCGCAGCAGGAAACCUGUUCACAGAGCUAACACAUUUAUUGACCGUGUUGCACAUUUGCACUUGAUUAUUUGAGAUUGGUUUUCUUUGGACAGAUAGUGUACAAUAAACUUCUCUGAUCUUUAGUCUUCAUAAAGCACAACACAUUACUUUCUAUCCAGAUCAGGAUCCAUAUGGCAUUAACUAGUUUGGCACCAACUAGUGAAAGCUGUCAUACUCAUCAUAUGGACAAAUAUUCACAUCUGCAACUGCCUUCUAUAUUGAUUUACCCAGAAAUAGAUGUAUAUAUAAUUAGCUACCUUAAAUAAACAAGAUGGUGGUGACUGUGGCAGAAUGCAGAAGUGAACAGCAUGGUUGAUUGAAGACCUUUAAAUCAUAAAGGAACUUUAUGCCCAUCAUCUUCUAAACUUUACUGUUACAUGACAGUAUGUUUAACACUGCACUCCAUUUGUGUGGCUAUGCAAAUUGGAAAUGAUGUUCUAACACUGAUAAGAUUUAGAACUUUUACUGUGUUCAAAUAGUACAAUUCAUUUUAUUCUGCCA
Phascolarctos cinereus (koala) is the source of this 4449-nucleotide messenger RNA. It is a transcript of the gene SLC24A3, whose product is annotated as solute carrier family 24 member 3. Gene Ontology annotation, cellular component: plasma membrane. Lineage: Eukaryota; Metazoa; Chordata; Mammalia; Diprotodontia; Phascolarctidae. Gene Ontology annotation, biological process: calcium ion transmembrane transport; intracellular calcium ion homeostasis. The record is from RefSeq and is a predicted model, not a curated record. Gene Ontology annotation, molecular function: calcium channel activity; calcium, potassium:sodium antiporter activity.